Molecule: messenger RNA, 2669 nt
Organism: Moneuplotes crassus
Lineage: Eukaryota; Ciliophora; Spirotrichea; Euplotida; Euplotidae
Source: the annotation of a GenBank genome assembly
AUGUCUUGGGCCCACCACUGAACUAUUUUUGGCUGUAAGCUUCUCUCACUCAUAAGUUAUGCUUACCCCUUGUUAUAGCCAUUGUUGUUGCCUUCUAUGCUAUACUGAUUUACAUAUCAAAAUCUACAAGACUAUCAGGGACUUUUCAGAUUAGAUCGAGCUUUGAUGGGAACGCAGAUGUGUUUGAAGAGGAAAGUGGGGUUUAUAGGAUCUAUGCUGAGAAUAAAUUGGCUGGAGCUUAUGCUAAUGGAUAUACGACUGCUUCUAACAGGCUUUGGCAGAUGGAAUAUCUAAGAAGACUCGCUCAAGGAAGACUGAGCGAGAUCUUCGGUCAAUCAACAGUGCCUAUCGAUGAAGGAUUCAGGAUUCUUGGGUUCAAAAAAGUGUGUGAGGAAGAACUUGAAUAUUUGAAAGAUUAUAAUACAGAAUUGGUAGAUGCUUAUUUCCAAGGAGUGAAUGAUUAUGCUCACACUCAUUCGAGUCCCCUCCAAUUUCAUUUUUUCGGAAUCAAUUAUGAGAACUACACAAUUGUGGAUUCUUGCACUCUCACAAAGCUAACGGGGUUCAUGUUAUGUGGAAAUUGGGGAGACGAAGUAGUAAGAGAUUACCUGAGUGCUAUUACUCAAGAUGAAGAGCUUGUGCAAGGCCUCUACUCAUAUUCAGACUCUCAAUUUGAUGAAUUUUCGACUACUAUUCUAAAUGAACAGGAGCUGAUUGACAUUGGAUUUAAUACUACAGAAAGACUUCCUCAAGUAGAAAAUUUACUCAAAGGAAAUAUCACUAAUUAUGUCGAUGAAGUUGUCUCUGAAAUGAUUGAGGAAAUUGAGAGUGUCAAAAUUGAUGGAAGCAAUGCUUGGAUAAUCAGUGGAGAGCAUACUGAGACAGGCAUGCCAAUUAUUUCCAAUGAUCCACAUCUCGGAAAUUCAUUACCAUCAAUUUGGUAUUAUUCGCACAUUGAGUAUCCGGAUGGAGCAUUCAUCAGUGGAGCAACUAUACCUGGAAUACCAUUUUUCGCAGUAUUCACCACUGAGAAAAUAGCUUUCACAAUUACCGCGAUUCCAGCUGAUGGAAGCGAUGUGUACAAGGAAAAGAUUAUUGGGAAUGAAUAUGAAUACGAAGGGAAGCUAUACCCUCUCAAUGUGAGAAAAGAAGUCAUUAAAGUUAAAAACAGUAAUAGCAUAGUUCUGAAGGUAAAAAGUACAAGGCAUGGACCACUUCUCAAUCCAAAAAGCAUCGAAGCACUGAAUAAUGUUGCCAAAGGAGCCCCAAUCAAAAUGCCAAAGGGAGAUUAUUCAUACAGAUGGGGAGGAAUUAUUCCACAAGAUAAUCAAGCUUUUAAGACAUUCAGUAAUAUCAAUGAUGCCCAAUCUGCAAAAGAACUUCUAGAUAUGGUGAAGCAGUCUAGUGGAUUCGAUGAUAAUAUUCUCUUCUGAGACAACCUAGGAGAACAUGGUAACAUUGGAUAUGCUCCUUAUGGGUCUUAUCCAAAGAGAACCAAAGAUGCAGGCCACAGGAUCUCAAGAGGUUGGAUCAAUGAGAAUGAGUGGGAUGAAUACAUUCCAGGAGAUGAGAAGCCGUACUUGUUAAACCCAAAGAAAGGAUAUAUUGUAAUGGCCAACAAUCCAAUCAGUACUGCAAACACUAAAAAUCAGAUUUCUACUUACAGUCUUGGAACUGCAAGAGCAUAUAGAAUUUCUGAGCUGAUAGAAGAACUAAUCAGAACUAAGAGUGGAAGCAUUGGAUACAAAGACAUGAUUGACAUCCUCAGCGAUGUAAAAGACCCAUAUGCUGAACAGAAGAAGCAAUAUUUUAUCAACAUCACCAGACAAUACAUGAAGAAAAAUAACAUUGAGAGCCAAGGGAAAGAAGAAAUCAUGAACAUGCUCGACAAGUGGGAUGGCACUUACAAGAUAGACAUGAAAGAGCCAGUUUACUUCACAUUGUGGGAAUUCUUCUUCAGAAGUACUUUCAUGACAGAGCAAUUCAAAAAUAAUAAAGAAACUAAAAUGAAAAUUUUCUCAAAUGGAUAUUUUGAAGCCAAUUUCGUACAACUUUUCAGAAAUAUUUCUUCAAAUCCUGAUCAUUUUGCAAAAUAUUGUAGAAAGUAUGGAGCAAUAGAUUCUGAAAAUUGUCCUCAUUUGCUCUACCUUUCGCUAAACAAUACAAUCGAGUACACUAGAGCUUUCCAUGAUAGCGACACUUUGUGGGGAGAUGUGCAUACGAUGAGAUACCCUAACAUUCCUUUCACAAAAUCAAUACUGAAGUGGUUCUUUGAUAGAGAAGUUAAAGCUUCUGGCAACUUGAACACGAUCAAUAUGGCAGGUUUCAAAUUCAGCAAGUUUGAAGGAAAGAAUACCCCAAAUACUUAUUAUAUCGGAGAUAUUUGGAGCUGGUUAUUUGCUUCAAAGAGAGAGUUUCCGUCUGAUUAUUCUGGAAACCUCAAAUUUAUCUCCUUGAUGAACGGUACAGUGUACUACUCUCUUGACACUGGAGUCAGCGAGAGCUUGUUCUCAGGUUUUUAUUUCAAUAUGAAUCCAAGACACAUGAUGAACAAACUUUACAGAGCUGAUUUCCCAAGAGAAGACUAUUUCCUCGCAAUGGAUAUGGAACCAAUGAGAAGAUUUAAGAUAAAAAAUAUAGAGGCUAAGGCAUGCAUUGAGGAUCUUUAA